CCUGCUUCCGGCUGCGCCUCGCUGCUCUGGGAGCGGCUGUAGCGGCGUACGCAGUUUCCAUGGGGACUGAAGAUGGCGCCGCGAGGUAAACGACUGUCCUCCACCCCGCUGGAAAUCCUGUUCUUUCUGAACGGGUGGUAUUAUGCCACCUACUUCCUGCUGGAACUCUUCAUAUUUCUGUAUAAAGCUCUCCUCCUACCAUACCCAACAGCCAAUCUAGUCCUGGAUGUGGUGAUGCUCCUCCUUUACCUUGGAAUUGAAGUGAUCCGACUGUUUUUUGGUACCAAGGGAAACCUCUGCCAACGAAAGGUGCCACUUGGUAUUAGUGUGGCCUUGACCUUCCCAUCUGCCAUGAUGGCCUCCUAUUACCUGCUGCUACAGACCUACGUGCUCCGCCUGGAAGCCAUUAUGAACAGCAUCUUGCUUUUCUUCUGUGGUUCCGAGCUGCUGCUUGAGGUGCUCACCCUGACUGCUUUCUCCAGUAUGGACAGGAUUUGAAGUGCAAAAAUUUCAGCCAGCAGUCCUCAGGGGCUGAGACCACAGAUACUUCUGGUGUUUAGGCACACCAGUGAGAAGUGGUGGGUCACGUUGUCCCGGGAAAGUUGCAGCUUUUCCUCAACACAGAUAUUUGGGCAACAAACUGAGCAUCAGGCCACUGGGCAUCAUCUUCUAAACCAGGACCAUCAGCCUGAGAGACUGUUCUACACACCAGUGUAGGGAGGGGCAAGGCUGUCCCAAGCUGGCCCUUCUCAGAACCAGUUCCCUGCUGCCCUCAAGUCCUCUGUGAUCCUUGUGGCCAGAGCCUCUUGUGUGGACCACGGAGGCUCGUUGGGCUUCCAGCAGGACUGGAGCCCCACGCUCCCCGUACGUGCCGUGCCACCCCUGUCACCCGAGCACAGAGAGCCUCAGGAUGUCUGCCCCUAGAGUGACGCAAAAGCCUCUCACCUCAUUCCUCAGAGACUGAGCUCCGGAACUUUUUUAGUAGCUCAUAGUGUUAUUUUUCUACUCUCAUCAUGAAACAAACAUUAUUUUAUAAUAAACGUGUAUUUUCUGUCA
Lynx canadensis (Canada lynx) is the source of this 1056-nucleotide messenger RNA. RefSeq names its product transmembrane protein 216 (gene TMEM216). Bases 73 to 498 code for a protein of 141 amino acids. Gene Ontology annotation, cellular component: ciliary transition zone. Gene Ontology annotation, biological process: non-motile cilium assembly. The transcript has 5 exons. The record is from RefSeq and is a predicted model, not a curated record. NCBI's taxonomy places the organism in Eukaryota, Metazoa, Chordata, Mammalia, Carnivora, Felidae.